Messenger RNA from Hyla sarda, 3482 nucleotides. It is a transcript of the gene P4HA3, whose product is annotated as prolyl 4-hydroxylase subunit alpha 3. The record is from RefSeq and is a predicted model, not a curated record. Gene Ontology annotation, molecular function: iron ion binding; L-ascorbic acid binding; procollagen-proline 4-dioxygenase activity. Gene Ontology annotation, biological process: peptidyl-proline hydroxylation to 4-hydroxy-L-proline. Lineage: Eukaryota; Metazoa; Chordata; Amphibia; Anura; Hylidae. The transcript has 13 exons. Gene Ontology annotation, cellular component: endoplasmic reticulum. The coding region runs from base 90 to 1700 and encodes 536 amino acids.
UCCCGUGCAGUCUGUAUCUCUCACAGACAUCAUUCUGCACAUUUUGUGUCUUUUUAGUAUUUUCUGUCUUUGCUCCUCUGGGUCCAGACAUGUUCUUCCCAUUCUUCUUCCCAUUCUACCUGGGACACAUAGCGGUGACCUCUGGGGACAUGUACAGCUCCAUGCUGACCGUCCAGCAAGCCCUGGACACUGAGAAGGUCCUGGUCCAGCACCUGGGGACCUACCUGGAAGAGGAGACCUACCGGCUCAAUGACCUCCGCAGGUUCUACAAUAAAGUCAGCGCUCUCCACCGUACAUCUGCGGCUCCGGUGUCCGACCCCAUCUCUGCCUUCACCUUGUUGAAGAGGCUGCAGUCUGAAUGGAUGAACGUGGUCAAUAGUCUGGAGAGCAACGAGAACAUCAGAGUGCUGAAGGACGGAUAUGAGAAGGUGGAGAAGAACCUUCCGGUACUGGAAGAUGUUACAGGAGCGGCCAAAGCUCUAAUGAGGUUACAAGAUGUCUACUCCUUGAACGUGAAGGGUUUGAGCAAAGGCGUUUUCCAAAGUGGACCGAGUGCUCAGCUUAGUGUCUUGUACAAACCGAACCAGGUCUCCAUCAUGUCGGCGGAUGACUGCUUCCACAUUGGCAAGGUAGCCUAUGACAUGGAGGACUUCUACCACUCUAUCCCAUGGCUGGAGGAAGCGGUCACUAUGUACCGGGACUCCUACGGUAGCUGGUUCACGGAGGACCAGGGCUCCCUGGAAGAAGCUUUGGAUUAUUUAGCUUUCUCCUACUUCAAGGCUGGGAAUGUGUCUCGGGCGUUAUAUCUCUCCAGGGAGUGUCUGCUGUACGAUCCGUAUAACAUGAGACUGGCUGAAAAUGUGGUCAAAUACGAAAAAAUCUUAGAUGAGACUCCGGCUAGAGAGGUCGUGGAAGAACCAAGCCUAGUGAGACCGAACGUCACCCACCUGAGGACACGGGACCUGUAUGAGGGGCUCUGCCAAACUAUGGGGACCCAGCCAUUUCAUUAUGAGGAUCCCAGAAUCCUCUGCUCUUAUGACACAAACAGAAGCCCCUACCUCAUCCUCCGUCCCCUGAAGAAGGAGGUGGUGAACCUGACUCCCUAUGUUGUCCUAUACCAUGACUUUGUCAGCGACUAUGAGGCGGAGAAGAUCAAGGAACUUGCUGCUCCAUGGCUGCGGCGCUCGGUGGUGGCCUCUGGAAUCCAGCAGGUUCAGGCGGAGUACAGGAUCAGCAAAAGCGCCUGGCUAAAGGACACGCUCCACCCCAUCAUCCGAAAUCUGGACGUCCGCAUCGCAGCAGUCACCGGGCUACAUGCCAGAGCUCCAUAUGCCGAGUAUCUCCAGGUGGUCAACUACGGCAUCGGGGGGCACUACGAGCCACACUUUGACCAUGCUACGUCCAGGAAGAGCCCCCUGUACCGCACCAACACCGGGAACAGGAUAGCCACCCUCAUGAUUUAUCUCAGCUCUGUAGACUUGGGAGGAUCUACGGCAUUUAUACACGCCAACUUCAGUACGCCAGUAAUAAAGAACGCAGCAGUUUUCUGGUGGAAUCUCCAUAGGAAUGGUGAAGGUGAUGAAGACUCCCUGCACGCUGGUUGUCCUGUGUUGGUCGGAAGUAAAUGGGUGGCCAACAAAUGGAUCCACGAGUAUGGUCAAGAGUUCAACAGACCUUGUGGCCUGAACCCUGGAGACUAGGGGAUCUGGAGAGGACAGGUGAACAUCUGAGGAGAUCUGGAGACCUUCUUGGCUCCUGAGGAGCUGAAGAUGAGCGAAGUGCGAGCCGAUAUCCUUCAAUGUCUGGAUGAUGUCAUGACCGAUGCCGGAUUGGCACCUUAUACAGGAUAGGAAUGAAUGAUCAUCGUGGUCCUGGAACCAUUUAUGAUUAUGGAUCUUGUGGCCUGAACCCUGGAGACUAGAGGAUCUGGAGAGGACAGGUGAACAUCUGAGGAGAUAAGGAAAGCUUGUUUGGCUCCUGUAAAGACGAAAUAGAGGAGCUGAGGACGAGAACUGUGGGAGUCAAUGUCCUUUAUGUCUGGAUGAUGUCCACAUUGGCAACUCAUACAGGAUAGGAACGAGUGGUCAUCAUAGUCCAGGUCCUGGAACCAAUUGUGGUAGCCCAGUAUGGGAGAUGUUACCCCGUACCCUUGCUGCCCUGUCAGGCAGCCUCCUUCAGUGUCCCAAGGGCCCAUUACACCUGUUUCCCCCCUGUACAUAUGUUCUGCAGUGUAUUGUAUUAUAAAAUGUGUUGUAUCUUUAAGAGUUAUGUCAUGUGAUUGUUACCCAGGAGGUAUCAGUGACCAGGUGAUCCCAAGAGUGACCUAUGGGCUCCCUGCUUGUCUCCCCCUUAUUAGCCCUGGGUGGAGCUUCUCUCUCUUGGCUCUUCGCUCUUCUGCUGAGGUCCAGUGCAGUCUUGUCUAGUGUGUGUGUCCAGAGUGUUGGAGACCUCAAAGUCAAGUCCUGCAGCCACCAUCAAGUCAAGUAAGAUAAAGUCACAGCUUUAUGAGUCAAGUCAGUCCCUGUUAUGUCAGUUCAGCGUGGUCUGUAUUCAAUUGUCCAGUACUACUACAAGUCCCAGCAAGCCCUUAAGGUCUCUGCAUCACUGGUCACCUACUUGGGCCCUGGCUGAACUGUAUACUGUAUAACUGUACUAUCUGUCUACCCUCAGUAAAGCUACCGUAGUCCGAAACUUAGCAUCUUUAUUACCCCAGUGCCUAGUCCAGGAUCCAGCGUUAUACCUUCGGGUGGUUUUAGGCUAAACCACGCCCUGGCGUCACGAAUACAAGGGGUUAAUGUCAUCUGCCCCUAGGGCGGGCAUAGGCAACCUUCGGCACUGCAGAUCCCUAUGGGUUGCUGCCGCCUAAAGUCAGAGGUACCAUCCAGGAGGAGGAGGUUUACAUGCCCGAGGUGCCUGUUACAGCACCGAAGUACCUACCAAAGUUGUCUGUGACUGUGCCCAGGCCUACUCCUGUGGUUGAGGAUGUUUGGCCUAACCAGCGGGCACCAACUGAAGUGCCUCGGCCUACUCCCGCAGAGGAGGUUUGGCCAGCCCAACAAGCAUCAACUGAUGUUCCCCCAGUGGCGCAAGCCACUGCAAUGGUGGUCCCCAUCAGCCCCACCAUUACAGAGUCCACGUUGUUCCGGGUGAACUGGAACACCUGAGUGAGUCCAUUGGAGGGGGCACAGUCCCGUGGACCCGUUACAUGUCCGAGCCUCGGAAGCAGUCUGACCGGCGAGGCUGGGAUGGAAAGUUUCCAAGUUAAAGAAGCCUACCAGUGAUAAUUCUACUGUAUAUCACUAACUUUCCUUGUGAAGUACUUUUGUUCUCCACAGGUUAUGCAACGUUUAAGAAGAAGUGCCUGACGAACUUGUCAAUAAGUUUAUUUGUAACCAUUUGAAUAAGUGUAUGUGCCCGGCUCUUAGCCGUGAUUCCUUACUAAGAACUCCCAAAGUGUAACAGGACUGUGGAGCGGUACAAUG